AAUUAUUCUAAUACACGUCGCGUUACGGAUAAGGGUUUUUACGGGGUUACACGGUUGGUCAGCUCCUCAUUUUCGACACACUUUCAAACAAUUUUCUCGAUGUCAAAAAGCUUUAUAUUGUUUUCGUUGAGUUGUGGAAGGGUCACCACAUCAGAUCCAACUAGCGAUGAUGAUGGUGAUGUGUACCGAUCACUUUCCCAAGUCACUGCUGCCCCUAAGGUGUUGAUUGUUAUGUCAUUGAAGAUGUGA
Molecule: messenger RNA, 249 nt
Organism: Dovyalis caffra
Lineage: Eukaryota; Viridiplantae; Streptophyta; Magnoliopsida; Malpighiales; Salicaceae
Source: the annotation of a GenBank genome assembly